AUGGUUGACGUGGGCAUCUCAGCUUGCGAGUAUGACUAUGUCGUCGUCGGUGGAGGCCUGUGUGGUGUCGCGCUGGCGGCCGAGCUAUCAAAGAAGAAUCCCACAAAGAGAGUGAUCUUGCUUGAAGCGGGCAUCACUUUGACAUACCAUAGCCUGACUCACGCUCCCUUGGAUUGCUUUCGAGCACACUAUUCUACCAUGGAUUGGGCCUAUCACACAAGCACACAACACCAUCUCAACAACCGCGUACUGUACCAGGGAGCCGGCAAGGGCCUGGGUGGCGGCAGUGCAAUCAAUUACGGCAUGUGGACCAAAGGGAGCAAACAUGACUACGACCUUUGGUCCAAGGUGGUAGACGACCCGAAAUGGGGUUAUGACGAGUUCUCGCCUUACCUGAAUGGUGUUGAGUGCUGGCUGAGCAAAGCAUGUCAAUCCCCUUGGCUGGCAAACGGCAAAAUCGUGACUGCCUCAGUGUCCGAAAGUAGUGACCGACGGCGGUAUCCGCUUCGAGAGAAGAUGCUGGAGGCAUGGGAGGCACUGGACAACAACCACAUCACGGACCCCCAUGACGACGAAUCGUGCGGGAUCAGGGAAAUGGUGGAGAACUGGGAUGACGGCCAACGCCAGAUUGCCAACUGCGUCUUCGACCUCUCAGAAGUGACAGUCGAGACCAGCUGUAUGGUGCAAAAGAUCUUCCUGGAGGGCCACCCAGGAAAUCUACAUGCGACAGGCGUUCUGACGGAGGAUGGAAGAACCUUCUUCGCUUUGAACGAGGUCAUCCUCGCCGCCGGUGCCUAUCGCACACCACAGAUCAUGAUGCUGAGCGGCAUUGGACCGGAGGCUGCUCUGCGAGGACACGGCAUCUCCCCGCUAGUCAACUUGCCCGGUGUCGGCCAGAACCUCCAUGACCACCUGGUGAUGAGCAUGUGUUUCAAGCUUAAGGACGCGAAUGCCGGCUAUGCUAUGGGAGGCAGUGCUGGGCCUUGGGCAGAUCCCGCAUACGCUCUAGGUCUUCCGUGCGACUGGAUUGUGAACGAGCGAGUUCCCCUCCCGAUAAUCGAAGAGGGCAUUCGAAAGGACCUUGAAGUAGAGACCUCGAGUAGCAGCGAUCUUGAUCAACAUGCACUGGAGCUUCUUGCUCCAUCAGCCUCGCAUCUCGAGAUGUUUUUCGUCUAUAGACCAGCCGGGAGACCGCUGGCCAACAACCACGUCCCGGCGGACGGGUCUCACAUUGGUGCUCUGGUCAGCAACUUCCGGCCAGCGUCGCGAGGCAGCAUCGGUAUCUCGUCAGACAACAUCUCUCACCCGCCGGUCGUCGACCCCAAUUACAACGCCACGCAUGUCGACAGAGACAUGCUUCGCCAUGGUGUGCGACGUGUGUUGAAACUCGUCGCCGACUCGCUGUCUGACGUGGUCGAGGCGGAGCUUCCACCAGAAAGGUCUUCGGAGUUGACAUGCGAGUCAUCCGACGAGGACAUUGAUGCGCGCAUCCGUGAUCAAGGAAGGAGUUUCUUUAAUGCAGGCGGUACGGCGAGUAUGGGUCGUGUGGUGGACACCAACUUGUUGGUCAAGGGCGUGAAUGGUUUGCGGAUUGUCGAUGCUAGCGUCAUCCCUGUGCCGCUCGCUGCGCAUUACCAGGUCGUUUGUUAUGCCCUGGCCACGAAGGCGGCAGACCUGAUUUCGACUUUUCAUGCCACAGUAAAUUGA
Messenger RNA from Exophiala spinifera, 1707 nucleotides. RefSeq lists its product as uncharacterized. NCBI's taxonomy places the organism in Eukaryota, Fungi, Ascomycota, Eurotiomycetes, Chaetothyriales, Herpotrichiellaceae. Bases 1 to 1707 code for a protein of 568 amino acids. The record is from RefSeq and is a predicted model, not a curated record. The transcript has a single exon. Gene Ontology annotation, molecular function: oxidoreductase activity, acting on CH-OH group of donors; flavin adenine dinucleotide binding.